AGACAAGAUUGUCUCCGGUGCUGAAUCAAACAUGAAAGGAAACAGUCUCACACUCUCAGUUCAGUCCAGUCAUGACGGGGAGUAUGUGUGUCAAGCUGAGCUGCACGACAGAAAGGUGACGACUGAAAAAGUGCACCGCAUUCGUUAACGGUUAAAGCUCUGCCUAAACCGCAAAUCCAGUCUGAAUGGACAGAAGCGUUUACUGGUGAAGAAGUCUCUUUGCAGUGUUUGAUUCCAAACGAUUCUGAAAACUGGACUUAUAUGUGGUUCAGGGGCUCAGACAAGAUUGUCUCCGGUGCUGAAUCAAACAUGAAAGGAAACAGUCUCACACUCUCAGUUCAGUCCAGUCAUGACGGGGAGUAUGUGUGUCAAGCUGAGCUGCACGACAGAAAGGUGACGACUGGAAAAAGUGCACCGCAUUCGUUAACAGUUAAAGUGCCACCUAAACCAAAGCUGUCAAUCAUGUCUAAAUGGAAAACAUUUUACCAGACUGAAAAACUGUCUCUGAAGUGUUCAGUCAGUGAAGAUUCAAAUAAAUGGGACUAUGAAUGGUUCAGAAACGGAUCUGAGGUUCACAAGGACGAAGACAUUUCCUUUUCUGGCGACACACUCUCCAUCAGCUCAGCUAAAGCGGCUCAUUCAGGACAGUACACCUGCAGAGGAAAACACCAGACGAGGACACCAGUGACUACAGGACAAGCUGACGCUGUGCAACUUCAUGUGCAGGCUCUGCCAAAACCACAAAUCCAGUCUGAAUGGACAGAAGCGUUUACUGGUGAAGAAGUCUCUUUGCAGUGUUUGAUUCCAAACGAUUCUGAAAACUGGACUUAUAUGUGGUUCAGGGGCUCAGACAAGAUUGUCUCCGGUGCUGAAUCAAACAUGAAAGGAAACAGUCUCACACUCUCAGUUCAGUCCAGUCAUGACGGGGAGUAUGUGUGUCAAGCUGAGCUGCACGACAGAAAGGUGACGACUGAAAAAAGUGCACCGCAUUCGUUAACGGUUAAAGUGCCACCUAAACCAAAGCUGUCAAUCACGUCUAAAUGGAAAACAUUUUACCAGACUGAAAAACUGUCUCUGAAGUGUUCAGUCAGUGAAGAUUCAAAUAAAUGGGACUAUGAAUGGUUCAGAAACGGAUCUGAGGUUCACAAGGACGAGGACAUUUCCUUUUCUGGAGACACACUGUCCAUCAGCUCAGCUAAAGCGGCUCAUUCAGGACAGUACACCUGCAGAGGAAAACACCAGACGAGAACACCAGUGACUACAGGACAAGCUGACGCUGUGCAACUUCAUGUUCAGGCUCUGCCUAAACUACAAAUCCAGUCUGAAUGGACAGAAGCAUUUCCUAGUGAAAAAGUCUCUUUGCAGUGUUUGAUUCAAAACGAUUCUGAAAACUGGACUUAUAUGUGGUUCAGGGGCUCAGACAAGAUUGUCUCCGGUGCUGAAUCAAACAUGAAAGGAAACAGUCUCACACUCUCAGUUCAGUCCAGUCAUGACGGGGAGUAUGUGUGUCAAGCUGAGCUGCACCACAGAAAGGUGACGACUGAAAAAAGUGCACCGCAUUCGUUAAAAGUCCACGGAUCACAGCCAACAAUCCUUCUGCGGCAAGUUCCGCCCUACCCAGAGAUCUACACGGGAGAACAAGUCAAACUCACUUGUGGCAUUAAAGAGCGAACUUCAAAAUGGCAAUAUCUUUGGGAAAAAAAUUCAAAGCAAGUAAACACCGACCUCAGCAAUCCCAAUUACACUAUUCCAAAGGCUUCACUCUCUCAAAAAGGAGAAUACACUUGUCAGAUAAGAAGGAGAGAGAUGACAUUCACAAAGUCUACAAAUCUGACUAUAAAAAUGCCACCUAAACCAAAGCUGUCAAUCACGUCUAAAUGGAAAACAUUUUACCAGACUGAAAAACUGUCUCUGAAGUGUUCAGUCAGUGAAGAUUCAAAUAAAUGGGACUAUGAAUGGUUCAGAAACGGAUCUGAGGUUCACAAAAACGAGGACAUUUCCUUUUCUGGAGACACACUGUCCAUCAGCUCAGCUAAAGCGGCUCAUUCAGGACAGUACACCUGCAGAGGAAAACACCAGACGAGGACACCAGUGACUACAGGACAAGCUGACGCUGUGCAACUUCAAAUUGAUGACAUAACCCCAAACCCAACCAUUACAAAACAUGAGUGGUUUGAAUUGUUCUACACCGAGGAACGACUCCAUCUUGACUGUAACAUGUCAGGAGUUGGCUGGGUAUACCACUGGCAUAAAGACUCAAAUCAUCUGAUCACAAAUCCAGAGUUGACCAUCAAAUCAGUAUCUCACAGUAACACCGGUGACUAUUACUGCAAAGCAAAGAGAGGAGACUUCUCGGUGGACAGUGAGACUCUACAACUGCGAGUUGAAGCUCGUCCGCCUGCACUCCUGAGUCUGGAGACUGAACUGGGUGACAUUAUGACUGGGUAUAUGACUCUGAGGUGUAACGUCUCAGACGGCAGAAACUGGAACUACACCUGGUUCAUGGACGGACAGCAGCUCAACGCAUCCUCAGAUGUACUCAGAGUGACAGGAAAUGAAGAAAACAUCAGAAGGGAAUUCAAGUGCAAGGGAAUUAACACAGUGAGACCGCUGUACUCCGCUCUGAGUGACGGCUUCAUAGCCAAUAAUAUUAUAUUCAAGAGAAAAAUCCUGCUGGCCAUCUCAGGGUGUCUCGUCUGCUGCUUCAUCAUCCUGAUCAUUGGAUGCAUCGUUCUAAAAAUCACCCGGAAACCAGAGGUAAAAGACACAGCACAAGAGGACUUGUUCUUCUCAAUGACAGACUUCAAGAACCAAACUGCUUCCCCCAUGAAGGAGUACAUGGACAACAGACCAUCAGAGCUGGAGGACUGUGAGGAAAAAGAGGAACUGAUCACUGACCGAGCUUCAGCCGCUCACGAGGAUGCUGUGAUUAAAGACGAAGAAAAACCAGCGUCAGAAGCCAAUGGCCUGACAUCAUUUAAAGGAUUCUGAACCAUUUUGCCAGGAAUCACCAUCAUGAAGCAGCUCCUACAUUUUAAAAGCUAAAAACAGAUAAAUGUAGAGCUGAACUGCUGUGGAGAGAUACAGCCUUAAAUAAAGACAUUGAUUGUAGGAGGAGGUAAAUAUUACUAUAUAUAUAUAUAUAUAUAUAUAUAUAUAUAUAU
Puntigrus tetrazona (Sumatra barb) is the source of this 3164-nucleotide messenger RNA. Its product is annotated as titin. Gene Ontology annotation, molecular function: transmembrane signaling receptor activity. The record is from RefSeq and is a predicted model, not a curated record. The coding region runs from base 262 to 2991 and encodes 909 amino acids. NCBI's taxonomy places the organism in Eukaryota, Metazoa, Chordata, Actinopteri, Cypriniformes, Cyprinidae. Gene Ontology annotation, biological process: cell surface receptor signaling pathway. The transcript is spliced from 16 exons.